UUCACCCCUUCAUCUAGAUAUGAAGAAACAACUCUGCUGCCGUUAAUCUCUUCUACUACCUAAUAACUAUUUCGACGGUGAUAAUGAAUACCCUGCCAUCUAUUUUUUAUUUUUUUGCCCACAUACAGCUUCUCUUCUUCUUUACUCUCUUUUUCUUCUUCUACGAUAACUCCACAGCCACAACCCACAAUCCUUAUGCUUGAGCACCACUACCAUCACUGAUUCAACCGCCACUAGGAUUACCUUCUUCUUCUUCUUCUUCUUCUUCUUCUUCUUCUUCUUCUUAGAUUCCGAUCUCUUGUUGAAUUUUUUUUAGUAGAAGCCGUGGAUCCAGUAUUUCUGUUUGUUAUCUAGGGUUUCAUUUAUAAAGAUGAGCAAGAGAUCGCUUUGAUUGAUCUACAUGAGGAUUCAAAUUGAAAAACACAUUUAAUUAGCAAACCAUUUCCCAAUUUAAAGUCGUUCUUAAUCAGAUGCAGGAAAUCCCAUAGGUAUUUAAAUUUGUGAACCUUCUCCCUUUGCCUCAGCAAAUUGUAGAGUUUUUGAUGAGAUUUUUGCGGAAGUAUAUCUACUCACCGUUGCUGAAAGCUUUGAGUUUAAGGACAGAGUUAAGAACAUUGGUGCCAGCCUUGUACAGCAAGUAGCGAAUGCCACCAACAAUGUAGCUGGUGAUGGAAACUACACUAUUGCAACUCAGAAGCUGAAAUGGAUGACAACAUCAGAAAAACCAGUUUACAAAUAUUGAAGGAAGCUACACUGCUUCAUUCCUGUCAUUGUUAACAAUCUCUGUGUCAAUGCCCUUACUCUGCAGAGGAAGAUGCUGACAUCGACUUCUAACAAACUCCCCUUAACAAACUACAGUCUGAAUUCAAUCACUACAUCUUACUUCCUUUGGUUGACAAGUAAAACUUGCAUCGAUUGUGUAGAAGACCUUAAGAAUCAGUUGCUUGAAUUUGUGAACAAUUUGAAGCCUUAUCCAUUGUUCUUAUGCCGGGUUUGUUUGAGUAAGACAAUGUUAGGAAUCAUAGGGAACGGAAGCCUUGCAAAUAGUCAUAUACGGCAGGUACCCAAGCUUAAUCCCCUUAACAAGUUACCAGGAUUGCUGAACAAGGACCUAGCAAUGAUAGAACGUCGAACUGCUUUAGAGUUAUACAGAAGUGCACAAGCAGAUAUUGAAUUAGCUAAGAAGCAAAUGGAUUCAGUUAAAGAAGACACCGAAAAGAUGGGAGGCGCAAAAGUUGUUCAAUGGACUUUGCUGGUGAAGCCCUAUGAUAAUUUGGUUUGGUUCAACCUGUGGGUGGCGAAGAUUGUCGCACACUGUAUGCGUAAUUAUCUGCUAUUUGAGCACUUGUUGCAAGUUCAUAUUGUUCCAACAGAGAAAGUCCAUCCUAAACUGUAAGCAAUUCUUUUGAUUUAUAUAAGUAUUGUAUGCAACAGACAUAGUUGCACCAACACAAUGUAAGAAACAACAACAUAUAUAAGAACAUAUUUACAUAUUCUUCUA
Papaver somniferum (opium poppy) is the source of this 1501-nucleotide messenger RNA. RefSeq lists its product as uncharacterized. Gene Ontology annotation, biological process: maturation of LSU-rRNA from tricistronic rRNA transcript (SSU-rRNA, 5.8S rRNA, LSU-rRNA). The coding region runs from base 815 to 1396 and encodes 193 amino acids. Gene Ontology annotation, molecular function: RNA binding. Gene Ontology annotation, cellular component: nucleolus. NCBI's taxonomy places the organism in Eukaryota, Viridiplantae, Streptophyta, Magnoliopsida, Ranunculales, Papaveraceae. The record is from RefSeq and is a predicted model, not a curated record. The transcript is spliced from 9 exons.